This is a messenger RNA of Rhododendron vialii, 3738 nucleotides long. Its product is annotated as pentatricopeptide repeat-containing protein At4g26680, mitochondrial-like. The transcript has 3 exons. The record is from RefSeq and is a predicted model, not a curated record. The coding region runs from base 1051 to 2640 and encodes 529 amino acids. Gene Ontology annotation, molecular function: protein binding. Lineage: Eukaryota; Viridiplantae; Streptophyta; Magnoliopsida; Ericales; Ericaceae.
GUGAUUGUUAUAGGAUUGAAAAUGUAUUCAAUGAGCAACGCUACGCUGCCUAUGUUUUGGAUUCCAUGUCGGUUGACGUCAUUGAUAAAAAAAACAUGACAGGCGGGAUCUAUUUAUAAAUGCAUUAAUAUGAUACUCAAAAUAUGGUGACAAUAGUAGUAGUGUGAAAGAUUUUUAGCUAAAGGGUUUAACAGGAAAAGCUUGAACAAGAUGAUUUUAAGUAGGUCAAGUUAGUGUCAAUAUAUGUAGGAUGUUCAAGUUGAAAAUGUGUUUUGACGUGAAUCCAGAUGCUAACCCCUAGAUAGAGUGACAAAAAUGUAUUCGGAACGCUGUGUAAACUGGGUUUCGCUCAUCUCCAUACCCCAUCCUUUCAUACUAUCCCAAAUUGUCAUUUUGUGAAUCCAUUCCAUGCUCAGUACCCCAUCCUUUCAUACCAUCCCAAAUUGUCAUUUUGUGAAUCCAUCCCAUGUUCAGUAUAAUAGUGAUUCGACACGCCUCUAAACCAUCAUCACAACUCUUUUGUUUUGACCAGCGGGAAGUGUCACUUCCAUCGUUGGUCUUAUAAAAUUUACAACACAAAGAACAUAUUUGCAAAAAGUUGGCAAGUUGCAUUUGAUUUUGUUAAUGAACUGUUCAAGUGUAAAAAAUACUCCUAUAUUCGCAUCGAAAUUAAAUUCCAAAACCGAGUAAUUCUGCAUUAACUUAUGUAUUCUUUCCCUCAACCCAAGCACAUACAAGCCCAAAGCUUCCCAUCAACCAAACAGGGCUUUAACUAAGGGUAAGACCGUAAUUCUAUUGAACCACUGUCCCACCCUUCCUCUAGUCUAGCCCCCAAAGCUGCUGCAAAUCCUCCCACUCUCCCGCCUAUUACCGCCAGCCACGGCGGCGUACCCACCCUUAUCGGCAAACCCUAUUACAUACCAACAAUACGCUCCAAUGUAGUAAUCUAUACGUACGUAUAUAUUUUCAUAUUAUCAAUUCUGUCACAAAGCUCGUGCCUUUCAAAGAACUAUUCAGCCUAGGUCAUCAAAUAACCCAGUUGAUUGCUAAAUGUUGAACUCCCACCGAUUAUGUCGUCCAUUUUCAAGUCUGAUUGAUCAGCAGAAGAAAGACUCCAACUUGGUAAAAUUCAAAAUUCCAGGGAAAUUAGGAGGUAGGAAUCUGAAUCCAAUUCCUUUACCCCAUAGAACAAUUCUUGACCCCAGAGGCCAAGAUCUUGAUUAUGUGAAUGUAGCUCACAGCCACCUUGUCCACUCUGAUUGGGCUAAGCUUGAUAAAUUAGCCCCCAAUCUGACACAAUUCAGAGUGAAGCACAUUCUGUUGAAGAUUCAAAAGGACUAUGUUCUUUCCCUUGAAUUCUUCAACUGGGUGGAAACCCAGAACCCUAAUUUGCACACCCUCGAUACCCGUUCCAUAAUCCUUCAUAUCCUCACCAAGAGCAGUAAAUUCAAAUCCGCGGAAUCCAUUUUGAAGAAAAUCCUAGACUUGGGUUCGAUACAUCUUCCCUCUAAGCUUUUUGAGUCCAUACUUAACUCGUAUAGAUUAUGUGAUUCCUCACCUCAUGUGUUUGACUCGCUUUUUAAGACGUAUGCACAUAUGAGGAAGUUGAGGAAUGCCACCGACACCUUCUGUCAGAUGAAGGACUAUGGGUUUCUCCCGACUGUAGAGUCUUGCAACGCGUACUUGAGUGCGUUGAUGAAUCUGAAUCGAGCAGAUAUUGUGUUGGCAUUUUACAAGGAGAUGCAGAGGUCUCGGAUUUCACCAAAUGUUUAUACUUUGAAUAUGUUUGUCAAUGCUCUUUGUAAAUUGGGGAAACUUGAAAAGGCUGUCGAGGUGUUUGGAGAGAUGGAAAAUAUGGGAUGUGCCCCCACGGUUGCGUCUUAUAAUACAUUGAUUUCUGGACACUGUAAUCAAGGCCUUUUGAGUGCAGCUAUGAAGCUCAAAAAUUCGAUGGAGAAGAAUGGGUUAAUCCCAAAUAACAUUACUUUUAACACACUCAUCCAUGGUUUCUGCAAGGAAGGGAAAUUACAUGAAGCGAACAAACUUUUUAGUGAAAUGUGUGGUAUGGGUGUUUCUCCUAAUACUGUAACUUACAACACAUUGAUACAGGGUUAUAGUCAAAUAGGUAAUGUUGAAAUGGGUAGAAGUCUUUUUGAGGAGAUGUCAAGGAAUGCAGUGAAGACUGAUAUCUUGACUUAUAAUGCAUUGAUAUUGGGACUAUGCAAGGAAGGGAAGACAAAGAAGGCUGCAUAUCUUGUUAAAGAACUUGAUAGCAAGAAGUUAAUCCCUAACUCCUCAACUUUUUCUGCCCUCAUUAGUGGGCAGUGCACAAGGAAGAACUCGGAGCGAGCUUUUCAAUUGUACAAAAGCAUGAUAAGGUGUGGUUGUCAUCCAAAUGAAGAUACUUUUAAGAUGUUGAUAUCCACCUUUUGCAUGAAUGAGGAUUUUGAUGGAGCAGUCCAAGUCGUGCGAGAGAUGCUGGAAAGAUCAAUGUCUCCCGAUUCUGCUAUUUUAUCUGAGCUUUGCCAUAGACUUCGACAAUGUGGUAGAGAAAAACUUGUAAUGGAGUUAUGCAAAGAUAUCGAAGCUAGACGACUUAUGCCAGAGGGUUUUGGGGAAAGUAGAGGCAUCCUAGCCUGACCAGAAAUUGUGGCAAACAAAAUGGAGACUACUUAGUCCUAUUUAUGAAGUCAUAAAUGGGAUGUGGAGACUAUUUGGCGAGGUUCUAGAACUUCUAUAAAGCGUGGAGAUUGAUUGAUGGGGAGGAUGCCAUGAAAAGUAAAGAUGCCAGUGAAAGAUUUGCAGUUGAAUAUUUCUGUUGUUUUCUUGGAAAAGUAAAAUCAUGUUGGAUCGAGCCAUGCCUUUCUUUGGAAAUUCUUUGAAAGAUGGGUGCUGAUAUAGCAGCAACUAUUUUGACAACUUUGGAGGAAGUGAUUUUUGCUUCCUGAUUGUUGCUGCAAGUUCAAAGCUGAGUCAUCAGGAGGCCACCAAUUUUUAUACCAUUGUGAAGCAGGGACUUGAUGGAGUCUAAUUUCCUCCAUUUUUAGCAUUUAGUUUAAUGGGCUCAUGCUGCAUCAAAGCAAUGGAAUAAUUUACUUGCUUAGGUCACUCUUGUACUCUCUCAGCUAAAAGGUUCAAAAAAACAGAUUUUGCCUCAUACAAGAAUGGAUUGUUCUGUCUCUUUUAUCAGAGUCGUCUUUCUUUGUUAGUUUAUUUUUUCCCUGAAUGGGCUAUAAAGUUUGGUUGUAUUAGUUGGAUUGUUGUCUAUUAGCUUAAUCUAGUUUUUUUUUUUUUGAUAGGCAGCUUAAUCUAGUUAUUACAAACUCUCACACAAUUGAUGUUAUGUCCUAUUGUGAUUCUCAUUGUACGCAUAAACAAUGUUUUCCUACCGGUUUACAUAAAAACAAAAAGGUCCCUUUCUUCUUUACCUCGCAUCUUCAGAGAUGACAUAACAGGGUGCCUUUGUCUUGAAAUUCAUUUUCGAAGUUUCUGGAUUGUGCGGUUGACAGUGUAUUAAAUUUAGGGUUCACAUUUCUAUAGACAAAGUUUGCAAGCCUGUCAAAGCCAAGAACUGUAGCAUCACAACCACAAAUAUGGGUAAAAGAGGUUGUAAUGCCCUUUACUGCUUCUGGUGGCAAUCCCGAAAAAUCUGGGACAAUUAUACUUCAAAGUUCCCAUAAACCCCUCUCAAUAGGUACUAGUGCCAUUCAAAAUGUAGUUAACUCAAUAGCUUCCAAG